Rhea pennata is the source of this 2360-nucleotide messenger RNA. RefSeq names its product SET domain containing 4 (gene SETD4). The coding region runs from base 91 to 1410 and encodes 439 amino acids. The record is from RefSeq and is a predicted model, not a curated record. NCBI's taxonomy places the organism in Eukaryota, Metazoa, Chordata, Aves, Rheiformes, Rheidae. Gene Ontology annotation, biological process: peptidyl-lysine monomethylation; peptidyl-lysine trimethylation. The transcript is spliced from 11 exons. Gene Ontology annotation, molecular function: protein-lysine N-methyltransferase activity; protein binding.
GUAACGGUCAGCGGCGGCGGACGACGGUGGGGAGUGGCGGCCGCUUCGGCUGGUGCGCUAGGUUGUCUAAGGCAAAACUUGUUUCUUAAUAUGAAGAAAAACAGAGGGCGGACAGGUCGAAAGAGAAGAAGGAAACACUUGCAGAGUUUUAUGAAUGGAGUCAACUGUAGUCACAAGCUGGAAUACAUUAAACUAAAGAAGUGGCUGAAAGACAGAGGUUUUGAAGACAGUAAUUUAAGGCCAGCAGAGUUUGGGGAUACAGGAAGAGGACUGAUGACAAUGAAAGCUCUUCAGGCAGGGGAACUCGUUAUCUCAUUGCCUGAAAAAUGCUUACUCACCACAGACACUGUCCUUAGUAGCUGCUUAGGAGAAUACAUUACAAAAUGGAAGCCUCCUGUAUCUCCUUUGAUAGCACUGUGUACGUUUUUAAUAGCAGAGAAGCAUGCUGGUGAGAAAUCUUUGUGGAAGCCAUAUCUUGAUAUUUUGCCCAAGAUGUACACUUGUCCUGUUUGUUUGGAGCAAGAUGUAGUAAGCCUUCUUCCUGAGCCUUUAAAAAGGAAGGCUCAGGAGCAGAGAACAAUGGUCCAUGAGUUGUACCUGUCUUCCAAGGCUUUUUUCUCUUCCCUGCAGCCAUUGUUUGCUGAGAACACAGAGACUAUUUUUAACUACAGUGCCCUAGAGUGGGCUUGGUGCACUGUUAAUACCAGAACAGUAUAUAUGAAACAUUCACAGAGGGAAUGUUUCUCUCUUGAGCCAGAUGUUUAUGCUUUGGCACCAUAUUUAGAUCUGCUAAACCACAGCCCAAACGUUCAGGUAAAGGCUGCUUUUAAUGAACAGACCAGAAGCUAUGAAAUUAGGACAGAUUCACAGUGCGAAAAAUACAAAGAAGUGUUUAUCUGCUAUGGGCCUCAUGAUAACCAGCGACUCCUCCUAGAAUAUGGAUUUACUGCCAUUGAUAACCCACACAGCAGUGUUUAUGUCUCACCAGAUACUCUACUCAGAUAUUUUCCAACACAGGACAACCAGAGAAAUAUGAAACUUUCUAUUCUAAAGAAUCAUGAUUUUUUAGAAAACUUGACCUUUGGAUGGGAUGGACCAUCUUGGAGACUCCUCACAGCCCUCAAGUUAUUAAAUCUUGGAGAAGAUGAAUUUAUCUGCUGGAAAAGAACGCUGCUUGGUGAUGUAGUUUCAGCCACAAAUGAAGAGCAGACGUUGAAUGUAACAGAAAAAAUAUGCCUUUUUUUAGUAGAGGAGACGCAGCAUGUUCUUCUCCAGAUUUCCCAGUUGAAAAGGGACAAAGAAAAUCUUAAAAACCACCUGACUUUGGUAGAAGCACUACGCUUGGAAGAUCUGAAGAUUCUACAAAAGUCAGCAGAAAUUCUGUGCAACUUGAAAAUGGCAACAACUUGACCCAUCUGGAAUUGUGAUAGCUGCAGCUGAUUGGAUCUCAGUUGCCAUGUAGCUGUCUGGCUUAACUGUUUUUAACGGACUUGAGCAACAACGAAUAAUGUAGAACGUCAUCAUAAUAUUCUCAGUUUUGUUUACGAGUUGCAUGGGAUAUUGAGUCUUACUCUGUUUUUUGCUGAACUUCUCCACUAAUAUAAAAGAUUAGCCCAAAGAGUAGGGAGGAGCAGAGGUGACUUUCUAUACAUCUCAUCCAAAUCAUGGCUGCUGUAAGCAAAACAGCUUUUGGGGUAAUUUGAGCAACCCCAGAAUGUGGGCUUUGGAAGUGCUACAGUUUACAGCUCUCAGUGGUCUGCAGCAUGGAUCAUGAAGUCAGUCAGAUAAUCUUUAGUGCGUAUUUGAUCUCUGGCACUUGUCAGAGAGAGGAAAGGACAGAGCUGCUUGUAUCUGCCCUGUACUGAGCCUACAUCUUUUUCCUGGACAUGUCCCUGAGAAUUAGUGGUUUACAUACUGUCUGUUCAUUACUGGAGCAGUACAUGUGGACUAAAGCACAGAUUACUGUAGUCCUAUUGUGACCCCAAGACAUUCCCUUCUCAGUUUCAGCCCAAGUGUUCCUUGAACAGGCUGUUAUUGAAGGUCCAGGCUUGAAAUGCCAUUAAGAAGUAUGCAUUUCUGUCCUUUAUUCAAAGCUCUCUCCAGAUUCGCCCAUUUGUGUUUUGACUCCUUGUGUUCAGAUUGUGAACUGAAAUGAUACAUCAUUUUGAACUGUUUGUUGCUUGCUUUUUGAUCACCUGGUGAUUAAUUCUGUUUCCAUUCAGUUCUAGUGAUUACACCGAAAUAUUCUUACUCUGUUGAAAAGGGAUAGUCUCAUGAGCUACUUUUCAGUAUCUAGUAGGGGCCUUUAGGCAGCAAAGACAAAGACUUCUCCAAAGGACAUUUAGAGCAGCUUAUUUAAA